Helianthus annuus (common sunflower) is the source of this 1759-nucleotide messenger RNA. RefSeq names its product mannose-6-phosphate isomerase 1. NCBI's taxonomy places the organism in Eukaryota, Viridiplantae, Streptophyta, Magnoliopsida, Asterales, Asteraceae. Gene Ontology annotation, cellular component: cytosol. Gene Ontology annotation, molecular function: mannose-6-phosphate isomerase activity; zinc ion binding. Bases 219 to 1613 code for a protein of 464 amino acids. Gene Ontology annotation, biological process: GDP-mannose biosynthetic process; carbohydrate metabolic process. The record is from RefSeq and is a predicted model, not a curated record. The transcript is spliced from 5 exons.
CAAUGACAUGAUAGAGGCGAAUGAAUUUUAGGGUGUGAUUUCAAACUUUGUAUAAACUCAAAGGGCAAUUCUAGUAAUCCCUCCCUUAAACUUGGAAUCUGGUUCCACCAACACAACCAACACCUCGUGAUUUUUGCAGAUUCAAAGGCGCUGUCGCCACACCUUCACCGACACACGCACACCUAUCACCUUCCAACUUACAAUAACUCCAUCGUACAAUGGUGAUGGAGAUCAACAACAAGCACGAAGGGGAUCUAAUAAGGCUCAAAUGUUGGGUUCAAAACUACGAUUGGGGCAUAAUUGGCAACGAAUCACUUGUCGCAAGAACCUUUUCAAGCAACUGUGAUUGUGAAAUUGAGGAAAGCAAACAUUAUGCUGAACUUUGGAUGGGGACUCAUGAUUCUGGACCGUCGUAUGUUGUCGGAGAAAAGGGGAUCGGAAAUGUGAGUUUGAAAUCGUGGGUUUCGGAGAAUCCGGAGGUUUUGGGUGAUUUGGUUGUUGGGAAGUGGGGUGUUGAUCUUCCGUUUAUGUUUAAGGUUCUUUCAGUUGCACGGGCAUUGUCAAUACAGGCCCAUCCUGAUAAGGAAUUGGCGGGGUUUCUUCAUACGUUGAAGCCAAAUGUGUAUAAAGACGCAAAUCACAAGCCUGAAAUGGUUGUGGCACUUACAGAGUUUGAGGCUUUAUGUGGGUUUAUUAGCUUCAAGGAACUUGAAGCUGUGCUUGAAAGUGUUCCCGAGAUCAUGGAAGUGGUUGGUAAUGCAUAUCCAGACCAAGUUUUGCCUGUCAAUGUGCAAAACGAGGAAAAACAAACACAAUUUCUUCAGUCAAUUUUCAUUAAACUCAUGUCAGCCGAAAGUAAGGUGGUUUCUGCAGCUGUCACCAAAUUGAUCAGUCGGUUAAAUAUGGAAAAUAAGACAAGGCAGUUAACUAGCAAAGAAGAACUAGCAUUGAAACUAGAAAACGAGCACCCGCAUGACAUCGGGGUCAUAGCAUCCUUCUUCUUUAAUCACGUGAGGUUGAACCCUGGCGAAGCUUUGUAUAUAUCACCAAACGAGCCUCACGCAUAUUUGGGUGGUGAAUCCGUCGAGUGCAUGGCUACUUCAGAUAAUGUCGUACGUGCUGGACUUACCCCAAAACACCGCGACGUCAAAAUCCUUUGCUCAAUGCUCACAUAUAAGCAGGGCUCACCAGAAAUCUUAAAAGGUGUCCCGGUAAACGAGUAUACGAAACGAUACAACCCUCCUUUUGAGGAAUUCGAGGUUGAACAAUGCGUGCUGGACCAAGGUGCAUCCGUCAUUUUCCCUGCAGUACCUGGUCCGUCGAUUUUCUUAGUUCUUUCAGGACAAGGAUUCAUGUACACAACAUCAUCAGCAGCAGCAGCACCAUUGUCGUCACCAUCAUCAUCAUCAUCAUCAUCACCGAUGUUAUCACCCUCUUCAUCAAUAUCACCGAUGUCAUCACCGUCAUCAUCAUCCUCAUCGUUAACGGAGGGUAUGGUUCGUGGGGGAGAUGUGUUAUUUGCUCCUGCAAACACGGAGGUUCAUGUGAGUACAGACUCGGAUUUGCGUUUGUUCAAGGCUGGAGUUAACCACCUAAUGUUUACAAAAACAUAAGAUGGUAUCGAAAUGUACAUGUGUGUAUGUAUUGUUAUGUUAUGUAAUUUUUUAUAGCAAUAAACUUAAAGUAACAUAUACCAACUUGUUUUUAUUGUACCUAUGUUAUUUUUUUUGUAGAAAUAUAUGUACUUGUUUGUGUUUUA